Echinostoma caproni is the source of this 354-nucleotide messenger RNA. The record is from the annotation of a GenBank genome assembly. Lineage: Eukaryota; Metazoa; Platyhelminthes; Trematoda; Plagiorchiida; Echinostomatidae.
AUGCCAAACAAAAAUAAGUCCGAAGAAUCCCAACCUGAACUACCCUCAACGACGUUUGGGACACUCGGAAACCUGUUAUCCUACCUCCUGUCCUUACUUUCCUCCGUACUCCGAGGCGGACAUGUACAUACCCAACCCUCACACAGCCUGCCCGCACCGAAUAAGUUUGUCUUGGGAGACGACUUCCGGCGCUGGGCCACAGAUGCCCAAGAAUAUAUCGAGUUGUUCCCAGAAGACGACCGGCGGCGCAUUCUGCUUUUCCUGUCGGAUGGUGAAGCGAAGGAUAUAGCCCGAAACGUGAUCCGGCCUGGCGACACCAUAACCGCGAACUGGUUCUCUCGUCUGCGUCAGUAG